GGAGCUGGGUUUUGGGGGAGAAUCAGAAAGCGGAGGGUAGCCGUGGGGGCCGGGCGCUCCGGUGCGGCGGCUUUGGCGGGUGCUCCAGCUGCCGUCCGCUCCGCCGAAGCGCGGAGGAGCCGAGCAGGGGCCCGCCGCCCUCCUCCUCCAUGAGGCCCCAGUGAGCUCGGCGGCGAGAGCCGGCCUGCGACGCCUCUCCCGGCGUCCUCUUCCGAGCGCAGCGGCGGUGGCCCCCGCAGGAGGAGGAGGAGGAGCAUGUCGGACGGUUUCGAUCGGGCCCCAGGUGCUGGUCGGGGCCGGAGCCGGGGCCUGGGCCUGGGCCGCGGAGGGGGCGGGCCUGAGGGCGGCGGUUUCCCAAGCGGAGCUGGGCCUGCUGAGCGGCCGCGGCACCCGCCGCCGCCGCAGCCCAAAGCCCCGGGCUUCCUGCAGCCGCCGCCGCUGCGCCAGCCCAGGACGGCCCCGCCGCCAGGGGCCCAGUGCGAGGUCCCCGCCGGCCCCCAGAGGCCUCCCCGGCCCGGGGCGCUCCCAGAACAAACGAGGCCCCUGAGAGCUCCACCUAGUUCGCAGGAUAAUAGCCCACAGCAGAAUUCGGAGUCAACAAUGGCUAAACCCCAGGUGGUUGCAGCUCCUGUGUUAAUGUCUAAACUGUCUGUGAACGCCCCUGAAUUUUACCCAUCAAGUUAUUCUUCUAAUUAUACAGAAUCCUAUGAGGAUGGUUGUGAGGAUUAUCCCACUUUGUCAGAAUAUGUUCAGGAUUUUUUGAAUCAUCUUACAGAGCAGCCUGGCAGUUUUGAAACUGAAAUUGAACAGUUUGCAGAGACGCUGAAUGGCUGGGUUACAACAGAUGAUGCUUUGCAAGAACUUGUGGAACUCAUCUAUCAACAGGCCACAUCUAUCCCAAAUUUCUCUUACAUGGGAGCUCGCCUCUGUAAUUACCUGUCCCAUCAUCUGACAAUUAGCCCACAGAGUGGCAACUUCCGCCAAUUGCUACUUCAAAGAUGUCGGACUGAAUAUGAAGUUAAAGAUCAAGCUGCAAAAGGGGAUGAAGUGACUCGAAAACGAUUCCAUGCAUUUGUACUCUUUCUGGGAGAACUUUAUCUUAACCUGGAGAUCAAAGGAACAAAUGGACAGGUUACAAGGGCAGACAUUCUUCAGGUCGGUCUUCGGGAGUUGCUGAAUGCCCUCUUUUCUAAUCCUAUGGAUGACAACUUAAUUUGUGCAGUAAAAUUACUGAAGUUGACAGGGUCAGUUUUAGAAGAUGCCUGGAAGGAAAAAGGAAAGACUGAUAUGGAAGAAGUUAUUCAGAGAAUUGAAAAUGUUGUCCUAGACGCACAUUGCAGCAGAGAUGUAAAACAGAUGCUCUUGAAGCUUGUAGAACUCCGGUCAAGUAACUGGGGUAGAGUCCAUGCAACUUCAACAUACAGGGAAGCAACACCUGAAAAUGAUCCUAAUUAUUUUAUGAAUGAGCCAACAUUUUAUACAUCUGAUGGUGUUCCUUUCACUGCAGCUGAUCCAGAUUACCAAGAGAAAUAUCAAGAGUUACUUGAAAGAGAAGACUUUUUUCCAGAUUAUGAAGAAAAUGGAACAGAUUUAUCAGGGGGUGGUGAUCCAUACUUGGAUGAUAUUGAUGAUGAGAUGGACCCAGAGAUAGAAGAAGCUUAUGAAAAGUUUUGUUUGGAAUCAGAGCGUAAGCGAAAACAGUAAAAUUAAAUUUCAGCAUAUCAGUUUUAUAAAGCAGUUUAGGUUAUGGUGAUUUAGCAGAACACAGGAAAGCAAGAAAAUGUGUCACACUUAUACCAAAUUAAGGAUGUUGAGUUAUGUUACUAAUGUAUGCAACUUUAAUUUUGUUUAACACUCUCUGCCAAAAUAAACUUUAUUCCCUAUAACUUAAAAUGUGUAUAUAUAUAUAAUAGUUUAUUAUGUACAGUUAAUUCCACUGUUUUGGCUGCAAUAAAAU
Molecule: messenger RNA, 1957 nt
Organism: Mesoplodon densirostris (Blainville's beaked whale)
Lineage: Eukaryota; Metazoa; Chordata; Mammalia; Artiodactyla; Ziphiidae
Gene: PAIP1
Product: poly(A) binding protein interacting protein 1
Exons: 11
Coding region: 256-1704 (482 amino acids)
Biological process (GO): regulation of translational initiation
Molecular function (GO): protein binding; translation activator activity; RNA binding
Source: RefSeq, a predicted model, not a curated record